AUGGGUCGAAUGCAGCAUCUCUACCUGGUACUCGCCAUCGUAACUUUUUUGUUUAUUAUAUAUCUCUCAUCAAAUCUUCACGUCCACACUAAGAGUCGUCCUAGAGCAUUGGCUAACGAUUUAAAGCGCUUAGAGAACCUUAGGGGCUUUGCAAGAAGACUACGGCGCUUACUAGUAGAACUUUUUGAGACACAAGAGGGCUUGAUACAUUCGCAACGGCAGUUCUACCGUGUUAAACGACAUAUUCAACAUGUGAAGCAAAUGAUAAAAUUCGUGGAUGGACAAUCAAAGCAUGUAGACAAAGUUCCUGGCGAUUCCUCUUCAAAAAAUCAUGUUACAAAGAGAGAGGUUUGUCCUGAGAAAUUCAUGGGAAAGGAUUCUACUUAUGGGUAUCCAUUUUAUAGGAAAGGCUUCCAGGGGGAAAAUUGCACAGACUUUGUUCCAAUUGAUGAACUUGUGACGAUGAUUUUAACGUCACCAAGGGAACUAUCACCUGAAAAGCUACAAAAAGUCUUUGAAGGCAUUGCCACAUAUUAUCCAAGUGUUCCUGUAAUAUUUGUGUCAAGAAAAACUUUACGGUUAUUAAAGAGGCUGAAAGAACCAAGUUUGAAUUUAAAGCACAUGGGAUCUGAUGACCUAACUCAUGGACAAACAUGGUCUGAGUUACUCAAGAUGGUGACCACACCCUAUGCACUCUUUGCACCAGAUAUCACUUACUUCACUGAUGAUGUUAAUCUUGAACGCCUUGUACGGGUACUGAGUGAGAACAGGGAUGUCAUCAUUGCAGGAGGAAGCCAAAAGAAUCAACGGGGGGAGUGGGACAAUAGCUGUCGUCAAGUGCAAUUCAGAAAUUGGACUGCAUACUUUUCAGAUGGGUAUUACCACUCGUUUAAUGACUGUGUACAAUGUGAUGUGCUGCUUGGUCCAUUUAUGGCAAAAACCAAAGAACUCCAGGAACUUGGAAUUAAUAGAAAGUAAGUUUGUAUUUAAGUUCUUUAUGUAAAUUUACCACUACAUGAGGGGAAUAGGGACAGAUGCUCGGGAGAGCAAUUUUAGACGAGGAAGGUGCUUUCUGAACUGUUUGUGUCCACACACAACUUGUUUCUUUGAGCUCACUGCAAUGAAAGCCCGUCAACAGUUACUUAGGAGCUUCGUUUUCAGUUGUGUGUAUAACCCGAAGGCUGCAUUUACAGGCCUGAAUUGGUUCACGGUACUGGGUAUUUCAAUACCCAUAUUUAAGAAUGUGGAUUAAGGAAAAAGCAUAAUGUAGUCUUAACAUUCUAAAUUCCAAUUCGACCAGGAAACAUUGGACAAGUCUCCCACCUCACCUCUCAAUGGGAUGGAGCCAUAGAAAGAGUGUGAAUUUCCUUUCAAAGUGAACACCUCAAGAUUUCAUUUGUUAUUUCUUGCUUUUCUAGACUACAUUUCGGUGCCUUUCAAGAUUUAUUCUGGCGAUUAAAACUCAAACAUCCAGAGAAAGUUGUUGCCAGCUGCCCUGAUGUCAUGUUCGACACUUACGAGCGAGAAAUUCCAGAUGAAAAAUAUGUCGCCUUGGCUAAAAAAUGGGAUUUGAAGAAAUGGGUAGAGUCUAAUGGGCGAGUGCGUUGGUAUGGAUGCAGGAGAGGCGGACAUGCACAUAGCGGUAAAUCUUCUUGUCGUUUUCGAGCCAAAGGACUCGCUGUUCCUCCUUGUGACUUGGAGAAUCUCGCUGACAUAGUCAAGUUUAUCCUGAAUGAAUGUGAAAAAGCUGGGAUUUACUGUCAACUUAAUGCAGGAACAUUAUUAGGUAAUGUGCUCAUGUGACUACUAUAUUUGAGGGACGUGCAGUUUAAAUAGACUCCGUUGCCUUUUCAGGAUCCAUAUAGGUUGGUCUUACUGAUAGAAGAAACAUUAAUGACAGGAGAAGGUCGCUCUGACCUAUAUUAGUCCUUGAUAUUUUUUAAGGAUUCGUUUAUAAUAGAUAUUCUUGUUCUGUUGAAAAGACAACAAAGUUAUUUUAAUGUCAAUGACAGUUGUUUCUAUUGAUGUCAAAAAGAGUAAUACCAUCUGGAAACCUCCCCUCUAACUUUGAGGUGGCCAGAGUGCCACCAUUACCAUGGUCAUCCCAAGAUGGCAUUAAGAAAGUUUUAAGUGAAACAUUUCAAGCUAAUCAACUUUAAUUUUUCUCUGUUGAAGGUGCUGUUAAGUUCAAAAAGGUGUUGCCAUGGGAGCGGGACGCUGACAUCUUCUUUAUUUCAGACAACUACACAGCAAUUAAAAAUCUUCGUCCAAGAUUUGAAGCGGCAGGCUAUAAAUUUAUAGAUAAAAAAGGAACAGAAUGCUGCACAAAUGGACGCAUGAAAUCUGGCAUUUUUAAGAUCAAAGGAAAUGGCUGGACUGUUGACUUGUGGGGAAGACCGACUCUUGAGGCCGAGAUACUUGUAGCUAAUGGUCAGCAGCCCACUAAAGUGAUGUUUGCUGGUCAGUGGGUCAUUGGCGCGCGCAAUCCAGCUCUUUCCUCUCGUAAUCGAUAUGGACCCAACAUGUAUCAUCAUGCAGAGCAUUGGAAAGUUAUAGGAAACGCAAAUGGGGAUGCGCUGUACAAAUCGGGUGUUUGGACCAAAUGUUCCAAGCCUGGACACAUGGGGUGCCUAGACCAGUUCCCCACUGAUGGUGAUCUUCAGUUUGGUGACUUCUUUAUGGCCUAA
This is a messenger RNA of Pocillopora meandrina, 2687 nucleotides long. The record is from the annotation of a GenBank genome assembly. Lineage: Eukaryota; Metazoa; Cnidaria; Anthozoa; Scleractinia; Pocilloporidae.